Molecule: messenger RNA, 1134 nt
Organism: Pochonia chlamydosporia 170
Lineage: Eukaryota; Fungi; Ascomycota; Sordariomycetes; Hypocreales; Clavicipitaceae
Product: microtubule associated protein
Exons: 2
Coding region: 1-1134 (377 amino acids)
Source: RefSeq, a predicted model, not a curated record
AUGGUUGUUGUAACCCAACCACCGUCCAAUGCCUUUGUGGCAUUUGUCCGCCGCAUAUACAACCCCAUCGGCUUCUCCAAAGGCUACAACUUCAUCCUGUUCGUCAUCUUUGGCGGCGCCCUGCUCGGAUUCACCCUCGCCCGCUUCAUGUUCCUCGACAUCAAAGGCAUCUUCUGCAAUCCCAAAUCCACAGUCGGCGGUGCCCUCCCCGGUGAAUGUUACUACUACCUCCAGGGCAUUGAGAAUGUCGGCAUCAUCAUGCAUCUGGCGGGUAUCCUGCCUGCUGCUUUCCUUGCCGUGUUCCAGUUUGUGCCUGCUAUACGACACAAGGUCAUCAUUGUCCACCGCCUGAACGGAUACUUGAUUAUCCUCUUGUCGUUGGUUGGUGUUAUUGGAGUCUUUAUGAUUGCACGACAUGGUCUUGGCGGUGGGUUGGACGUCCAGUCUGCUGCUGGAAUGGCAUCGAUUGUGUUUAUUUCAUGCAAAGUUAUUGCAUUUUACAACAUCAAGAUGCUGCAGAUUGAGCAACAUCGCGCUUGGAUGCUUCGAGCGUGGGGUAUUGCCAGCUUCAUCAUCACCAUGCGCAUCAUUGCUAUCAUCAUGGCCAUUAUCGUCGGCAAGACCCCUAAGGACUACUACACUGUCCGACCGUGCGCCAUGAUUGACCACAUCUACGGGGGUAACCAGACUCGAGUGUUGCGCGUGUACCCAGCCUGCUCGACGUUCUACUCGGGUGCUGAUCCUAGCCAACAUGUUCCCAUUCCUGUGGGAGUAGCUGCAGAUGGGCCAGAGAGGAUCGCCUCGGCGGUUAACACUAGCUUCGGGGCAAGUGCUUACCUUGCGUUUUUGCUCCACGCCCUCGCCGUAGAGCUGUAUCUACGACUUACACCAGCUGAGACGGAGCGGCUAAGGCGUGUUUCGUACGAGCGACAAAAGGAGGCUGGCAUGAAGAACCCCGGCAAUGCUGGCUUGACUGCCCAGCGCCUGGGUGAUGCAGAUCCCUGGAGCCCAGAGCCUCCUCAGUCUGGGUCUAAUGGAAGCACUGAUGAGAAAUACUCGCGUAUCGCUAGAAAACCGGUACUGACGGAGAGGGGAACGGCUAGAUUGUCUGAUCCUGAGAGUGAUGACCACUAG